AUGUGCUUGACACCAGCCACGCCGAGGACCUUGCCCAUCAUCGCGCCGCACGAGUUCACACCUUGGCUGCUGCGGAAGGGCAUCGUCGAGCUGGACAACGGUGAGUCCGCCAAGUUCUGGGAGCACAUGAAGGCCCGGGGUGUCAAGUGGGCGCAGGGGGCAUCUACCACAAGUGGUGGAGAAGUAUUUCACCCAUUGGGGCUGUACGGAGAUGAGGCCAAGUACACCGACAGUGGAGAACAAAUCUUGGCUAUAUUCAUGAGACGCUUGGUUAAAAGUAAAAUCUGUUUUUUUGCAGUACGAGGGCAACCAAUCAUUUCUAUUUGCAAUUUGCAAGCUUUAAUAUUGCAUCAUUUUGACAUGCCCUCUCGACUGGUUCCCGAAAGUUUGUUUGGUGCCAUUUUUGCAACCAAGGUUACCCCUUAUGGGACAGCAAGAGGAAAUCAGUGUGGCAAUCAAGGUUCCCGGUCUUCUGCUUGCACGCCGCGAAAUCUUUAG
Molecule: messenger RNA, 498 nt
Organism: Effrenium voratum
Lineage: Eukaryota; Dinophyceae; Suessiales; Symbiodiniaceae
Source: the annotation of a GenBank genome assembly